This is a messenger RNA of Spea bombifrons (plains spadefoot toad), 1421 nucleotides long. It is a transcript of the gene GTF2A1L, whose product is annotated as general transcription factor IIA subunit 1 like. The transcript is spliced from 9 exons. The record is from RefSeq and is a predicted model, not a curated record. Gene Ontology annotation, cellular component: transcription factor TFIIA complex. Gene Ontology annotation, biological process: transcription by RNA polymerase II; transcription initiation at RNA polymerase II promoter. NCBI's taxonomy places the organism in Eukaryota, Metazoa, Chordata, Amphibia, Anura, Pelobatidae. Bases 1 to 1404 code for a protein of 467 amino acids.
AUGGCGCACUCGUCGAAUCCAAACCCUGUGCCUAAACUAUACAAGUCAAUUAUUGAAGAUGUAAUUGAAGGAGUAAGGGAAUUAUUUGUUGAAGAAGGUGUUGAUGAACAUGUUCUGAAAGAGCUAAAACAGCUAUGGGAAACCAAAGUUAUGCAGUCCAAAGCCACAGAAGGCUUUUUCAGAGACAGCGCACCGCAAUUCGUUCUACAACUGCCACAGCAUUUACAUCAGUCUAUUCAUGCAGCAACAGGUCUGAGAAACUUACAGAAUUUUGCAACAAAUGAAAUGAAUUCUUCCGGGACAAAUGGAGCAUUUACCCUUCCACCUGGGCUAACUUAUCCCAUUCACCUACCAGCAGGAAUGACUGUGCAGACUGCAUCCGGACAGCUGUACAAAGUUACUGUGCCUGUAAUGGUUACUCAAGCACCUGGAGCUCCAAGAAUUCUUCAGCAGUCAGUUCAGCAUUACUUUCAGCACAUAAGUCAUCCUACUGCACCACCAGCUAACAGCCAGCUUGCAGCUGCGCAAGCAGGGCAGAAAUGGCAGCAGCAAGCUCCGUUGGUUCAAAAACCCUCUGAAGUAAUCGACCUAUAUGAAGCAGAGAGCACCGUGGAGAAAAGUUUUGCAAAUGCCGAUGGGGCUUCAUUUACUCAGUCUGAUAUGCUGGAAAAUCUUACAAAUAAUGGGUUUAAUCAGCCUCUGAGUGGUUCAGCAGAAACUAAUUUUAAUGAUGUGCUGCCACCUGUCUUUAGUUCAAAGCAGACCGAAUUACCGUUAGUUGAUAAUGCUGAUUCUAUGCUGAACAACCUAACCAUGACACAGACAGUUCAAGGAAGUUCAGCACAUGACUGUACACUGCCAUUAAAGUCACAGGUCCCAGAUACUGAUGUACAAAUCACCAUACUGGAUGACGAUGUACAAGAAAUUAUUCCUGUUGACAAUGGCAACUUAAACAUCCCAAAUGAGGUAACUGCAUUAGACAACCAUGGGGUUCCUAGAGACAUAGAACUAAUCCAAUUAGAUGGUCCUGGUGACACUUCCUCUGAUGAAGAACUGGGAACUAUUAGAGAUACAGAGGAGAAUGAAUUUCUUGGCAUAAUUGACACAGAAGAUCUUAAAGCUCUGGAAGAGGGAGACAGUGCAUCUGGUGAUUCAACCAGCAAUAGCAGUGAUGAUGAAGAUCCAGAGAUUGAUGUCAUUGAAGAGGACCCUUUGAAUUCUGGGGAUGAUGUGAGUGAACAAGAAGUUCCAGACCUAUUUGACACUGACAAUGUUAUAGUUUGUCAGUAUGAUAAGAUUCACCGGAGUAAAAAUAAAUGGAAAUUUUACUUAAAAGAUGGAGUCAUGAGCUUUGGAGGAAAAGACUAUGUGUUUUCUAAAGCAAUUGGGGAAGCUGAAUGGUAAAUUAUGCCCGAUCCUGU